GAGAGAGAGGAAGAAUUUCCAAACUUGUCUCCAGUGACAGGAGACAUUUACGCUCAGCUCCGCAAGAUAAAACUGCCACUUAGAGCCCAGGAGAGCUAGACCUUCCUGGGUUGGCCUGGGGGCUCCAGCAGAGCCAUGGGUCCUCUGGCCCUGCAGCUGUGCGCCGUCCUCUGCCUGGUGGCUCACUCUGCUUCUGGCAGCCCCAUCAUGAGCCUGGAGCAGUCGCCUCUGGAGGAAGAUAUGCCCCUCUUCGAUGAUGUCUUCUCAGAGCAAGACGGUGUUGACUUUGACACACUGCUGCAGAGCAUGAAGAAUGAGUUUCUCAAGACAUUGAACCUGUCUGACAUCCCCACGCAGGAUUCAGCCAAGGUUGACCCUCCAGAGUACAUGCUGGAACUCUACAACAAAUUUGCAACAGACCGCACCUCCAUGCCGUCUGCCAACAUCAUUAGGAGUUUCAAAAAUGAAGAUCUCUUUUCCCAACCAGCCAAUUUUAAUGGGCUCAGAAAAUACCCUCUCCUCUUCAAUGUGUCCAUCCCUCACCAUGAAGAGGUCAUCAUGGCUGAACUCAGACUGUACACAUUGGUGCAAAGGGAUCGAAUGAUAUAUGAUGGAGUGGACCGGAAAAUUACCAUUUUUGAAGUAUUUGAGGGCAAAGAGGACAAUGAGAGUGAAAGAAACAUGCUGAUCUUGGUGUCAGAGAUGAUCUAUGGAACCAACAGUGAGUGGGAGACUUUUGAUGUCACCAGUGCCAUCCGGCGUUGGCAACAGUCAGGCUCAUCCACCCACCAGCUGGAAGUCCACAUUGAGAGCAGACAUGAUGAAAUUGAGGGCACUGGCAGGGGACGACUGGAAAUAGACACCAGUGCCCAGAAUAAGCAUGUCCCUCUGCUUGUCGUGUUUUCUGAUGACCAAAGCAGUGAGAAGGAACAGAAAGAGGAACUGAAUGAAAUGAUCACCCAUGAGCAACUUCUGGAGCUGGACAACCUGGGCCUUGAUGGUUAUUCCAGUGGACCCGGGGAAGAGGCUUUGCUGCAGAUGAGGUCAAACAUCAUCUAUGACUCCACUGCCCGCAUCAGAAGGAAUGCCAAAGGAAACUACUGCAAGAGGACCCCACUCUACAUUGACUUCAAGGAGAUUGGCUGGGAUUCUUGGAUCAUCGCCCCGCCUGGAUAUGAAGCCUAUGAAUGCCGUGGCGUUUGCAACUACCCCCUGGCAGAGCAUCUCACACCCACAAAACAUGCAAUUAUUCAAGCCUUGGUCCACCUCAAGAAUUCCCAGAAGGCUUCCAAAGCUUGCUGUGUGCCCACCAAGUUGGAGCCCAUCUCCAUCCUCUAUUUAGACAAAGGUGUCGUCACCUACAAGUUUAAAUACGAAGGCAUGGCUGUCGCUGAAUGUGGCUGCAGAUAGAAAAGGAGUUUGUUGCUUAUUUAAUAACUGUAUAUGUGUAUAUUUUGUGUCCCUAUUUAAUAAGAUUAUUUAAUAAGGGUGUACAGAUCAUAGAGGCUUACUGACUUAGGGAAAUGGUCAGGUGAAUCUGUUGUAGGCAAUACAUAUUAUGUUACACAUUCUCAUUUCUUCCCAUCUGUUUUUCUCUGGACUUGCUAUUUCCUGACUAUGUCACCUCUAAUGGCCAGUGUCAAACUUCUACUACUUGUCUUCUAUGUCAAUUUGAAAACAGGAACCCCUAAGCAGAAAUAUAGUAUCAGAAGGUAGAUAUUUGUGUAUGUAUAUGUGUACAUAGAUAAACUUAUAAAACUCUUUUGGUUCUAUAGAGGUACAUUAGACUGACACACAUGCACAACUCAAUCAAAUGUGUAUAUAUCAAAAGCCAAUGGUACGUUCUUAGUCACCUCUUCUCUGAGUGGGAUUUAUGUGAAGAUAAUUUGCACCAGGAAUUUAACCAUCCUAGGAACUAUUACAUUUUCUAAAUACUAUUGAGAAUAUAGGUGAGCUUUCAUCAGUUGAGUUUCUGCAAUUGUUCAGAGCAGCAGGGUCUGGCAAAGGAUGUUGUAUGUUUGAGGAGGGGUUAUUUGAUGCAGAAACCAAAUGGGUUCAAGAAGUAAUGGCCUUAAUGUACAAUAGCAAGGAGUAAACCCAUGGGGGUAUCAACAUGCUCUGGAGGGUAGUGCCUGGCCAAUAAAGGAAAACAGUGGGGCUUCAGGGUGACAUCUGUGUCUGAGAUAAGAGGAAAGCAAAGCCAAGGUUGGCCUUUACUGCUGCAGGGAGUAGAGGAGGUGGGAGGGGGCAUACAGGGGAGGAGGGGAAGAGAAUCUAGAUGUUAUCCUAGGAUGUACCUGUGAAAUUAUAAGCAGUUAUAAUUGGAGAAUUAAAUCUUUUGGAUGAAAUAAAAUUUUCAAAGAACAAGAGGAGAAAAAUCAGAAGGGCUCUGCCUGUUGGACUCUUCACUUCUUAAUAUUUUUCUUCCAUCCUUAAUAUUUCUCCUUUGCCUCUGCACUCUACAUUUGUUCUGUCCACCUUUUUCCUUCCUCUCUCUUCUUUUCCCCAGAGCCUCAUGUCCUUCUUCCACUCCUAUGUCCCUUGACUUCACGAGCCUUCAUUGCUUCUGCUGUGACCUGGAGGGACACCUAAAAGCAUUUCUUUCAAGAUUAAUGAAGUUAGAGCUCUAAGUUCCUCAUAGCAUUUAAUUUAAUUUGCUUUUUAAUAAUAUCAUUUAUGAAAUGGCUUGUUUGUGAAGCAUUCUUAAGCAUAAGAAAAAGAAAAUAAAACUCCAAAUAGGUCCACCUAAGUAAUGAAUUCAUAAAUACACACAAGCAAAUGACUAGAAAGCUAAGCCUAAACUUUGAAGUCAGGUUUGCCCCAUGGUAGAAAUUCUAUGGCCUUCCCAUUCUGAAGUCCUCCCAUUUUGAAACUGGGAAGGACUAAGGGACUGGGAAGUAUUGGCAGGAACGGUCCACUGGGUGGGCCAGCAGUUGGCCAGCAGGAAGGACACUGAGACUCUGGCUAUGGUCUUAGCCUGUCCCCACCUCCCAUGAGGGAUCAUGGUCUCUGUGCAGGAAGAACUAGAGAAGUGUAGUUCUCAAACUGUUCUGACACCUCCAGGCAGGAGACACAAAUGGUUCACACUAGAAUGUGGAAUGUGAUUUCUAGUAUAUUGUCCCCCCUCACUGUAUUGCAUGCUUCCUUGAGAAGUCUGACAGGUUUUUUACCCUUGGAAACCAUCAGCCUCCCUUUCACAAAACUCUUGGGGCUAUAAACUCAUAUCACACUGGAAAGCAGAGGCAAGGGAAGCUAUUUUGAAAGGCAUUUUGCCCAAUUUGGACCUCGGCUCUGUACAUCUGGAUGCAUAGAUUCUGAGAGCAAACAGAGGGAAGGUCCUGGUGAACUCACUGCCCUGAAAAAGUGGUAUUCUGACCAUCAGGGAGUGUACAGUGAGUGACAUUUGAGAUGGUCAUGCAAUUCAGGAACAUUCAUUUAUGGAAUGGCCUUCAUAUACAAUGGUG
Messenger RNA from Artibeus jamaicensis (Jamaican fruit-eating bat), 3464 nucleotides. RefSeq names its product bone morphogenetic protein 10 (gene BMP10). Gene Ontology annotation, biological process: SMAD protein signal transduction; BMP signaling pathway. Gene Ontology annotation, cellular component: extracellular region. Bases 136 to 1410 code for a protein of 424 amino acids. The record is from RefSeq and is a predicted model, not a curated record. NCBI's taxonomy places the organism in Eukaryota, Metazoa, Chordata, Mammalia, Chiroptera, Phyllostomidae. The transcript is spliced from 2 exons. Gene Ontology annotation, molecular function: cytokine activity; growth factor activity.